Molecule: messenger RNA, 1629 nt
Organism: Archocentrus centrarchus (flier cichlid)
Lineage: Eukaryota; Metazoa; Chordata; Actinopteri; Cichliformes; Cichlidae
Product: post-GPI attachment to proteins factor 2-like
Exons: 5
Coding region: 463-1230 (255 amino acids)
Biological process (GO): GPI anchor biosynthetic process
Cellular component (GO): Golgi membrane; endoplasmic reticulum membrane
Source: RefSeq, a predicted model, not a curated record
GAUGCUGCACCCGCAGGCCCGUUAUCGUCUGCCCGGAGCAUUCAUCUGAAAUCUCAUGAGUGCAAAAGCUUGCAGGAUUUUAAAAUGGCUGGAGCUCCGUUUGAGGCGAUCGAUGAUAGCUGAUAGAUGGUCUGAAAUAUGCACGUCCACCGCGCAGCCUGAUCCCGUAAAUAUUAUUGUAAUAGCGUAGGUAUUGUUGGAAGACACCGCUGGCAAACAGUAAACAGGGUGGAGGUAGGGUGGAUUUAGGUUUUGCGUGUUCAGUAAAUUCAUGCGUGUAUUUGUGCCAGACAAUUUCACCAUACAGAUUGACCUUCAGGAUGUGCUUCACAUCUUCACUGAUCUCCAGCCUAUGUAUUUCUGACCUAGCAUAGCUAAAAAUGCCAGGUGUGCUAUAUCCCGUGUGUGAUCAUCUUUGCACGCUUUUGUUGGCGUAGAUCAGACUUUGUCCCACUGUCGCAGAUGAUGUUACAAGGCUCAAAUAUUUGGGGGCAUGAAAGACCCCUGGUGAUCAGGGUAUCAUUUGCCACCUGUGUUCUGGCUACUGUGUGCCUACCACUGCUCGGACUCAUAACUUGUGUCUUCAUAUCCUCUGUGUUUCAUUUUGAAGAUGCCACCGGUACACAUUGCCAGGUUCCUAAUUACCUGCCAUCUAUUAGUGCCUCUAUAAGCCUAAGUCCCGAGUGCCACAUAUGGAGGUUCUGCAUUGGAUUACACUCAGCACCAAGGUUACUGGUGGCUUUUACCUACUUCAAGUUCUACAAGGCUCGCUUUGCCACCAGGUUUCCAGAGAGUUCACUUAGCUGCUUGAACCUGGCCUUUUCCAUUUCUGAAAACCUAGGACUCUUGCUGCUCACAUACGUAUCAUCCACCGAGACAUACUUUGUGCACAAGGAAGGUUUUGUCCUGUUCAUUGUAAGCUCCCUUAUCUACAUGCUGAUAACCUGCCGUUUAUGGAAAGCUAUUAAGAAGUAUUCACUAAGCCCUGAGGAUGCCAAGUCUCACCACUGGAAAGUGCGUUUCCUACUUCUCAAUGUGUGCUUCUGUGUUUUUGCUGGAUUCUUUUACUGGAAACACAACAUGUACUGUGAAUCAGGGAGUUACACCUUUUUUGCCCUUUUUGAGUAUCUAGUUGUAUUCUCCAACAUGGCCUUCCAUCUCACAGCCGUGUGGGACUUUAAGAGCCGGGAGGUCAUGGUCAUUUCAUCCUCAGAGGAUAAAGACUUCUGACUAGAAAGUCAAGGACUAGGUGCUAAAUGUACAAGCCCUCAACCACCGGAUGACAACAGCCUUGAUCCUGCUGAAGAGGAAGAGUGGGAUGAAGGCCUUUUCCAUAUAUUUCCAUGAUGACAGCUCUCAAGUCCUUAGAGAGUGAACAUGUGUUACACAUACUUCAGAUAACUCUAAGUGCAUUUUUGCCUCAGUGUCUCAUUCAUGGAUGCCUACAUUAUGUUACAUAAUGUGCCAUUUUAAUUUAUUUACACUGCACUGCAAACGUGUGGUAAUACUAGAAGUGUGCCAAAGUAAAGUGAUAGCUCUUCAAGUAUGCUUGGCUUUUAUUUUGAAAUAUAAACUGGAGGGUGGGAAAUGGAUGCAUUCUGAACCUGAACACUAAGACUUGGAAUUCAG